Molecule: messenger RNA, 3075 nt
Organism: Megalobrama amblycephala (Wuchang bream)
Lineage: Eukaryota; Metazoa; Chordata; Actinopteri; Cypriniformes; Xenocyprididae
Product: protein phosphatase Slingshot homolog 3
Exons: 15
Coding region: 309-2195 (628 amino acids)
Biological process (GO): negative regulation of actin filament polymerization; protein dephosphorylation; actin cytoskeleton organization
Cellular component (GO): cytoplasm
Molecular function (GO): protein tyrosine/serine/threonine phosphatase activity; actin binding
Source: RefSeq, a predicted model, not a curated record
CUUUGUAUUUAUUAUAUAACACAAGAUUCCUUUUUCACUCAUAACCCGAGCAUACUAUGUAUCUUCUAUAAUACGCUAUGUUCAGAGUAUUUUGAGUAAAGUCUCACCGGAGCUUUAAUCAACAACCUCAUUGCUCCUCCACCCCCUCUCUUCUUUUUCUACUUGUCUCUGUCUGGACACGUCAGUCACAUAACAGGUAAUGUUACUGUCUCCUCUUUCAUUCCAUAGAAGCACUGAUAACAGCCUCUUUGGUGUCCAUCUCUCUGUCUUCUCACACUCUAUCUGUUUCUCCCUUAAUCGUCUUUAGUAUGGGUUUCCUCAGUAUUUUAUCAUACUCUCACUGCAUUACAGUUGACAAUUCCUUUGUCAAAACGCCUUGUCAUUGUGUUUCCGGUGGUAAUCCACUUAAUUUUAUUUUCAAGGAUGAGGCUAUCCCAAGACGAGGAAGACUUCAGAAAAGAGAAAGUUUCGCCCUGGUUAAGGGGGCAGUGCUCCUGGUGGAAGAGGGAGAGAGGGAGGGAUUACAGGAAGAAACCAUACCCCCUCUACUUGGUCCUAGGCAAGGAGGCCAAGCCUCUGACACUCAGCGCAGACAUUUGCAUGCAAUGAUUUCGUUACUACGACCAGAGGAUACAGUCAAACUGGCUGUGCGUUUGGAGUCAGCGAGCCCAAUCAGAUUGAGAUAUUUGCUUAUAGUAGGCACACUUGACAAAAAACAGGAGAGUCUACUACUUGGCAUGGACUUUCCAGGCCCAAACAGUGAUGAGUGCACUAUUGGCCUUGUCUUGCCAAUAUGGAGUGACACACAGGUUUACCUAGAUGGAGAUGGAGGUUUCAGUGUGACAUCUGCAGAAGUGACACGAAUCUUUAAGCCUGUGUCCAUUCAGACGAUGUGGUCAGUCUUGCAGGCGCUUCAUGGCUGCUGUGAACGGGCCGUGCGUGGAGCUGUCAUACCUGGCUGUGGGCUGGAGUGGGCAAGACAUUACAGAAAAAAUGUGGAAUCUGACCAGCACUGCCUUAAUGAAUGGGGGGCUAUGACUGGCCUGGAGUCAGUCAGGAAGGCCACUGUAGGAAGACCAUCAUCCAAUCGGGAGUCAGUGGAGAGGGAGAUCAAAACCCAGUUACGAGAUAUCAUGAGAACUGAGGACUUGGAAAACAUUACCUCAAAGCAGGUGCGAACAGCCUUGGAGUCCAGAAUAGGCAAAGACAUGAAGGACUACAAGGAGUAUAUUGACAACGAGAUGAUGGUCACGAUGGCACAGAUGGACAAACCUUCCAGAAUCUUGGACUACCUUUACUUGGGUUCAGAAUGGAAUGCUGCCAACUUUGAAGAAUUACACAAGAACAAUGUGGGCUACAUCCUGAAUGUUACCAUGGAGAUUGACAACUUUUUCCCAGAAUGCUUCACCUAUAUGAAUAUUAGAGUUUACGAUGUGGAGGCGACCGACCUACUCUCACACUGGAACAACACAUACAUGUUCAUCAAUGAUGCAAGGAAGAGUGGACAGGCCGUACUGGUGCAUUGUAAGAUGGGCGUCUCUCGCUCUGCCUCCACAGUAAUCGCUUUCCUCAUGAAGCAGCAGGGCUGGACAUUUGACGAAUCCCUCAACCACGUGAGAGAAAGACGGCCUAUAGUGCAGCCCAACGAAGGUUUCGUCAAACAGCUGCAUACGUAUAGUGGCAUCCUCAAUGCCAGUAAACAGCGCCACAGUGCCCUCUGGAGGCGAAAAUCCAAGCCAGAGGUCCGUCAGCCGUCUGUCCACAAUGAAACGGCCACAGGGAGUGAACAUGAACAGAAAGAGGGAGAAGAGGAAGAUUCAGAGAGCCCAGAAGAAGAGGAAAGCAGUGAUGAUGAGGGAACAGAUGUCUUUGAUGAGCAGUUGGAUGAGAGCGUUCCUGAUACGCAUGGGGCAGAGACAGCCACAUCCAACCCACUUAUUACUGUACAAGAAAGUGAUAAGGUGUCAUCCAGCCCCAGCAGAAGUGGCAGGAUGGAUUUGUUUUCUCUUAUGCAGUCUAUUCAGCUUGACGAUGAAGACAGAGACAGGAUCGAUAAAGAGAGACUUUCUCCUGCGCAACGGAGGAGGAGUCAUGGAAGAAGGGGCUUGACUUAUCAGAGAACACAUGUUGAUGUUUCCCCUGAACCAAGCAGCAGGCAGUCACAGAACACACACCAGGAUGAAGCCGGUCUCUGAUGCGCUUAAAAAGGGUUCGUUUUACGAAAUAUGGAGAGGCAGGAAUAAAAAAAAGCAAAAAGGUGAGGAAAAAGAAUACAAAUAGUGAUGCUAAUAUAAAGGACACUCUUGCACACAAGUCUUAUCCUUCUGAUUGUAUCAUUCCAAGUUCUUUGAGGACUCAGAACGAAUCUGUUCAUAUAGUUGCUGUAUUUUUAGGUAAUUUCAUUUGAAGGCAAACAUACACACAAGCACAUGAUUACAGAUUAAUGGUUAGCUUACUAAUUUUCCCUCACCUGUCCAUCUAGCACAAAAUUUCAAAACUGUAGUCAGUUUCAGUUGGAUUGUUGAAAAAUAUUUACAAUGGCUGGUUUCUGUCAGCCACGCUUUAUCAAGUAAGUAUUGAUAAAGGAACUGUUGUCACGUUGUGCCUUUAGAUAUCUCUGUAUCCUUUGCACCUUCAUACUGAGCCAUACAAUUCAGUUUACUUCACUAAUUUUAAGAUGGUAUUAUAGACUGAGUGGAGAUUUUAUGUUUUUUUUUUUUUUUUCUUUUGGCUGUUAUUCUUAUACAGAAACAAUCCUCUCUUAUAGCAUUGUUUCAUGUUGUUCUUAAUAAAUGAAUAAGAGUGUGAUCUCACUCAUUUUAGUCCUAUGCAAUAAUCUACUUUAUAGCUGUUUCCUCUCAUUGAAUGUGAACAUUUUACAGUAUAUUGCCUCUGAAGAUCAGUUGGUGAAAAAGUGUUGAGAAAGCAAUCAAGGAUUGAAUGUUUUAGUAUUCCCAUGUACACUACCGUUCAAAUGUUUGGGUCGGUAAGAUUUUUUAUUUUUUUUUAAGAAAUUAGUACUUUUUAUUCAGCAAGGAUGCAUUAAAUUGCUUUAAAGUGACACUGAAUUUUUUU